ACAAUUACAACGAUGCACACUUUAAAGUAACAGCACCAUGGCGUCGGGUCAUUUGUGUAAGCUGCACGGUGUUUUAACGCGACUUUCAUACGCUGCUACGCUGCAAAAUGUGCAAAGUUGUUUGGUGCCACUUCGACAGAAAUCUACUGUUGACCCUUCAUCACCCCAAGGCCAUAAUUGUGAGGUGAAAAUAGGUGUUACUUCCGAUGGAAAAACCAUAGUAUGCUACCACCCUGCCGUCGACGUUCCAUAUGAACUCACCCAGCCCAUAGAGCGACCAGACCCUUUGACUGUGCCGGCAGAAACCCACGAUCAGGUUCUGAAAGCCCACCUCAGCAAAGAGGUGCUGAAGGGCAAAGAGGGACCGACUAUAGAGGAGCUGAGCAAGAUGUUUUUCACUACAAAACAUCGGUUUUAUCCAAAAGGACAGUAUCACAGGAGGCGCAUCAAUCAAAACCCCCCAAAGGACAGAUAAUCGAGGUCCAUAAACUGUUAUUUGAAAUGUAAAAAUAUUGUAUAAUAAACUGGGAAAUGUGA
Molecule: messenger RNA, 537 nt
Organism: Cyprinodon variegatus (sheepshead minnow)
Lineage: Eukaryota; Metazoa; Chordata; Actinopteri; Cyprinodontiformes; Cyprinodontidae
Gene: mrpl42
Product: mitochondrial ribosomal protein L42
Exons: 5
Coding region: 38-475 (145 amino acids)
Cellular component (GO): mitochondrial large ribosomal subunit
Source: RefSeq, a predicted model, not a curated record